Molecule: messenger RNA, 5849 nt
Organism: Stegodyphus dumicola
Lineage: Eukaryota; Metazoa; Arthropoda; Arachnida; Araneae; Eresidae
Gene: fus
Product: epithelial splicing regulatory protein fusilli
Molecular function (GO): RNA binding; 3'-5'-RNA exonuclease activity
Source: RefSeq, a predicted model, not a curated record
CGAGCAUCCACAGUGUUCAGGUUGCGGUAUAGGUUGUUUGGUGUCUGUGUGUUUGGUUGUUGGUUCGGUCCGCAUAUACGUGUAUUUAUUUAUUUUCCUAUCCCCCUUUCUUUGACACUGUGGCGGUACCCGGGUAAACGCCGGGGUGACGGAUGCGCAUUUUUUCGUAGUUGUUUACAUAAUUAUUAAUUUAACUGAUUUCGGUUUGGUGAUGGCAAGGUAUCUGGUGGGGGUUUAUACGGUGACAGCAGGGCAACACGAAGAUUCCCUUGGCAGCGAUGAGCAAGAGAUUGUCCUGUUUUCAUGGGUGGUGGUGGACCUCACUAACACAAAGGUGGUGGCAGCACAGACUCACGUGGUCAAGCCUCGUGCAUGUGACGUGAAUGAAAAUGCCCUCUCUGAAGCGUGCCGGACGGAGUUGGGACUGAGCGAAGAACAGGUCAAAACGGGUCAACCCUUGGAACAGGUUGUUGAACAGCUCGACCAGUUCGUACAAGCCAAGCUGAGUCCGGCUAGUGGUCAGCCUUUUCAUUUGGUGACAGAUGGACAGCUACACCUUAGGCAAGUUCUUCAUCCUGAAGCUUGUCAGAAAAACAUUACACUUCCAGAAUAUUACUAUUCUUUCUUUGAUCUUCGGAAAGAAUUCCGGAAAUUCUAUCAUUCCGAUGAAAUUCAUUCCGUCCAAGAUAUGCUCAACUAUCUAGCAAUGGAGUCGGAUGCAUCAGCAGAAUUCUCAAUGCAGCAAGUACAGAAUAUUGCCAAGAUCGUUCUUCGAUUAGUUGAAGAUGGUCAUUCUUUCGAGAACCCAGAAGUGAUAAACACUCAUCUUGAACCCGGAAUAUGUACUAAAAACGAUGUGGUAGACAAUAACACUGUCGUCAGAGCCAGAGGAUUACCUUGGCAAUCAUCUGAUCAAGAUAUUGCGAAGUUUUUCAGAGGACUCAACAUAGUCAGAGGUGGAGUAGCUUUGUGUUUGAGUCCUCAAGGUCGCAGAAACGGAGAAGCUCUUGUCCGCUUCGAAAGUCAAGAACACCGUGAUAUGGCUCUGAAAAGACACAAGCACCAUAUUGGCCAACGGUAUAUCGAGGUGUACCGUGCUACUGGAGAAGAUUUUAUCAACGUCGCUGGCGGCAAUAACAAUGAAGCCCAAGCCUUUUUGUCUAGAGGUGGGCAAGUUAUUGUAAGAAUGAGAGGUUUACCAUACGACUGUACACCAAAACAAGUGUUGUCUUUCUUCGCCAAUGGUGAAGUUCCAUGCGAAGUCAUGGAUGGUGAGGAAGGAGUUCUAUUUGUCAAAAAGGCGGACGGCCGAGCUACUGGAGAUGCAUUCGUCCUCUUCGAAAGCGAGGAAAUGGCAGCAAAGGCACUCCAGAAACACAGAGAAGUCAUUGGUUCUCGGUACAUUGAGCUUUUCCGCAGCACAACGGCUGAAGUUCAGCAAGUCUUAAACCGGUGCAUGGAUCCAAGGACAUACGAACAACCGCAGCCACUUCUGACCAACAUUCCCCAAGUUCCAUUAAUAUCACCACAGCUGCUGCCACCAGGUUCACGUAAAGAUUGCAUUCGUCUUCGGGGACUGCCGUUUGAAGCCCAGGUCGAACAGAUACUGGAAUUCUUAGGAGAACAUUCUAAGAAUAUUGUAUACCAAGGAGUGCAUAUGGUUUAUAACGCACAGGGUCAACCAUCCGGGGAAGCUUUUAUACAGAUGGACACAGAACAUUCUGCUUUCAUGGCUGCUCAGCAAAGACAUCAUAGGUACAUGGUGUUUGGUAAAAAGCAACGCUAUAUUGAGGUUUUUCAAUGUUCAGUUGAUGAUAUGACUCUUGUUCUCAAUGGAGGAAUUCCUGUCCAGAGGUCGCUCAUAUCGCCAGGUGGUAAUAUGUUGCCUCCGCCCUAUGGUGCUUUUCCCUACGUGCAAACGCCACAGAUACUACCUGCAGUUGCUCCUCUUACACCCAGGUUACCUGCUGCUUAUUAUUCCCCGGUAUUUUACUGGCCCUAUCCUAGCCCUCCGGUUUCUCCCACAACUUAUUAUCCACACUCUGGGACAACCGUGUUAACCACGGAAUGCAUUCAAGUGCAACGCAACGGUGAGGUUCGACCUAACAGCGAGGCAAUGGUUACUUUCCCUGCUGCAAGAAUUGAAGCUGAAAGAGCUCUCCAAGAAAAAAGUCGCCAGAACCUUAGUAAUCGGUACAUUGAAUUGUUUAUGGCUUAAGAUUAACUUUCAGUGCAACUAAAUGUUAGGCGAUGAAGUCACUAGCUAAUGUGACAGACUUUUGACAAAGUAUUUAAUGCACGUGAUUUGUACACCAGUGAACGCAAACUAAGAACAGUCUUUCUGAAAACUUUUAUCAUUUUAUUAUGCAACAAAAUCACACCUUCUUCCACUGUGUAUAUUUGAAGCCAAUGGUUAUAUAUACAUAUUUAAAGCCCUGUAACUUGAUAUCGUUUACUGCCUUAAUAAUCUUUGUGUUGUUAUUGCAUAAGCAGCUAUAUACAUGUAGUUAACUUUUAUUGUGUCUACAAGAUAACUUUCGAACAUGCAGUCAGCUCAUGUAACUUGCUGAUGCAUUUUUGUUCAAUGAAAUCUCCAUUUGCAGGUAACAGAAUAUUUUUAAGUCACAAUAGAUAAUAAGGCAGACAUCUUGUCUAGAAACCAUCUAGAUGUAGCCUCUUUUAUCCUAAAAUUUUGCUUAAUAUAUCACAUAGUAUUGCUUAUUUUAUGUCUAGUCUUCUAUCUAGAUGGCUUUGUAUUUCCAAGACCAUUAUCUGCCUUAACUUAUUACAGGGUACAGAAUAACUCUUCAAUGUACAGUAUAUUGCAAAUAUUUUUGUAUAUACAACCUAAACUCUACAAUAAACUUUAAUAAAAAUUUUAAUAACUGAAAUACAUAAAUAUUGUCAACUAGGAACUAUCACUUUGAGAUAAAAAAUUAAUGACAAUUUUUUACCAACUAAAUAAACAUCAAACAAAAUCUCAUUUCAUACAGCUUAUAUGUUAAAAUUAAUUUCUCUAUUAUUUUAGUAUAUAAUUAUUAAAAAUUGAAACUUAUUACACAAAUUGACCUAUUAUUCAAAUUCAUAAUUUCAAUGAAAUUACACCUAAUAACAUUGCUUUUGAACUAUUACUUCACAAAUGAUAUUGAACAAAAUAUAUUACCUACAUGUAUUUUACAUGCUUUAAUUUGCUUUUCGAAAUCCUUUGAUAAAAUUUACAGUCUGAAAAAAAUAUUUCAUAUCCUAAAAUAUUCUAAAAUCUUACUAAAGUGUGAUCAGUUCUGUUUACAUUGGAAGGAAGUGCAAUAAAUAUAUAGUACAUGUUAUUUAUAGCAGAGAUAUAAAAUACUAAGUUCCUAAAAAUUACUUGUAUACACAUUAAAUAAACUUGCCAAUGUUAUCAGUAAAACAUCUGUACAAUAUCUAAAAAAUAUUACACAAUGAACUAUUCAGCCUGAAAAAAAUAAACAUUCAAUUAAUAUGCUUCAGACAGCAUGACCGAAAGCAGCCUAUUCACAUUACAAGGAACUUUUAACAUAUCAAUAAAAUGUUCCACUUCCAAAAUUAGAUUUACACUUUUACCUUCCAUGAAUGCUAAUGUCUAAAUAAUCAUUUCUCUAGGCGCAAUAUUAUUGUGAACAAUGGUUUUAUUUCAAAAUACAUUCUGUUUAUCUGCUUGUAUCAUAAACUUUUAUGUAUGUCAUUUUUAUAUGCUUUUGUAUGCAGAUAUUUUAUGGAUUUAUUUUUGUGUUUACCAAAUGAGUUUUUAUUUAUUUGAAGAGAGAUUGUGUAGUAGUAGAAAAAGGUGUUUCCUGAAACACCGUAAUGCAUUCCAAGUGCCUUAAUUACAAUGUAGUGAUAUGUCAUUAUUAUUUAUGUGUUAAGUUAUGUGGCACAUAUUGUAACUAUCAGUUCAAAGUAAUAAAGAAUAUAGGUGAUUAUUUCAAAUUAUCUGUUUUAGAAGGAAGGUGGAGAGACUAAUAUUAAAUAAAUAAUUACAAAAUUUAUUAGCCAUUUGAAUCCAUUCUUUUCGGAAGAUUAACAAUGAAAAGUUCAAAUUCACAACUACAAUAUGAAGACCAAAAAAGUCGACUCCAAAAGAAUUCUGUUGAAUAUUUGCGUUUACACUUACAUUCACCUAUAUUCUUUAUACUGUUGCAAUGUUCUGUAACAAAUACUGAAUACUUUGUAUUGUGCUUUGUUGUUUGCUGUGUUCAUACACACAUGAAUUUAUAUACAUAUAUAUAUAUAUAUAUUAUGUUUCAGAAUCAAAAUGCUGUAUGUUUUUUAUACUAAAUACCUAAUGUGACUUUUUCCAUCAUUUAUUAACAUAUCAGAUAUUAUCUGAUUAUUCUAUGUAAGUAUUGAAUGCAUUAAAUGUUAUUUCAUGAUUGUGAUCCAUAUUUUAGAAGGUGCAAAUUUUGUAUUUUGAUAAACGGAAACAAUUUUAUUCAAAGAUGCACUAGUAUAUUUUUAUAUGUAACUUUCUUGAUUGUAAAUGCUCUGAGCAUUUGUAGAGCAGUGGUGCAAUAAUAGCUCCAAAACACAAUUAUAAUAUAAAUAUUUACAUCUUUAACACAAACAAGUUAUUUUUAAUUCUUGUUUUUGUAAGAUAAGUAAAAGUUAGGAAAACAUAACGAAGUAUUCAAUAUAUGCAUUUUACUGUAUUAAUUUUUAGAUCAUGGUGAAUGUGAAAUGUUACACUUCUAAAUUAUGUACAAGUAAAAUAUUUAUAUAAAUAUAUGCACUUUAAUAAAGAAUAGUAAAAUUUUACUCUUGUUUGGCCUUAAUAACAGUUCAAUAGAUUUUGAGAGGGGGAAAACAAUCAUUGCUUCCGAAGAUAACUAUUCUCUCUUUUAAAAUUCAUUGAGUUUUUAAUUAUUACUAAUGUCAAACAAAGUUUAAUAAAGAAAUUUUUAUUCAGAUUAUUAAUUUUAAGUCGUAAAAUUUAAUCAAAUUAUUGAUUUCCAAAUUGAUAUGCCCUCUGUAUCUACUAUUUCAAAAAUAACUACCCUAUUUUACAUCUGUCUAUUACACAAAAAUGACAAAGUUAAAAAAUAUUUUUACAAUGUAAAAGUAUUUUUAUACAAAAAUUAUGAUUCACAUAAAAAUUAAAUAUACUUAAAAAAUUAAAAUCAUGAUAUUAACAAGAUUUAAUUUUGACUGCAGAGUAGAAAGUUCACAGCUGAUAUUUAUUAUAUAUUACAAGGAUAUAAAGAAUCAUGAACUUAAUUGGUUCCAUUUUUAUUUGCCUGUUAUGUGAAUAAGGACCAAUUUUAAGUUGUUUACACUGUAUUAGCAAAGAAUGAUUAAAAUGGUGUUUACAAAUUUUAAACAAAAGCAGUUUUUUAACUUUGCAGGAGAUUAAAAAAGACCCGUCUAAAUUUGUAGUUUUUAAUUACGCCUUUAAACAAAAUUAAGACAUUUAUUUUAAAUUAAUUACUUAAAAAUCUUUCAAACGGUAUACAGGAAAAGUAAAAUUCAGCACAUCUUCAAAUAUAUUUUUAAUAUAUAUAAUUACAUAUAAAAAGUCAUUUAUAUGUCAAUUUAAAUCUAGUGUCCAAAGCCAAAUGGGCAAUGUGCAAAUAUUUAUGAACUUGGGUCAUCUAUUCUAAGAAAUAAAUUAUAAAAUGACAAUCAAAAAUAUUAUUAAACGUGUUGCAACAACAUUUUAUUUUCAAAGUGGUGUUAGUGAAUGAAUUAAAAGUGAAUAAUGUAUUAAGUGCCUUCGAGGGAAAAAAAAAAAAAAAAAAAAAAAAAACUGUAAAUGGAUGUAUUUGUUUAUUUUCUCAUUAUGUACACCAUUGUCAUGUUGCUAAACAAUUUAAUAAAGUUUUAUGUAUAUUUGA